GGUGGCCUAUGUCGGCAGCUGCUUCUGGUAAUUGCCCUGAAGGGGGAAAAAAUGGCUGCCUUAGAAAGGGUGAAAGUGCUUGUGUUGGGUGAUUCAGGUGUGGGAAAAUCAUCACUUGUUCACCUAUUAUGUCACAAUCAGAUGCUGGGAAAUCCAUCCUGGACGGUUGGCUGCUCUGUUGAUGUCCGUAUUCAUGACUACAAAGAAGGAACUCCAGAUGAAAAGAUCUAUUUCAUCGAAUUAUGGGAUGUUGGUGGUUCUGUAGGCAGUGCUAGUAGUGUGAAAAGCACACGUCUUAUGUUCUACAAUUCAGUUAAUGGAAUCAUUUUAGUGCACGAUUUAACCAACAAAAAGUCCUCCCAAAACUUGUAUCGAUGGUAUUUGGAAGCUCUCAACAAAGACGUGACUCCAUCUAGCGUUCUGGUGACAAAUGGAGACUAUGAUCGGGAACAGUUUGCUGAUAACCAGAUUCCACUGCUUGUCAUAGGAACAAAAUUAGAUCAAAUCCCAGAGACAAAACGCAAUGAGGUCUUGAGCAGAACUGCUUUUCUGGUUGAGGAUUUCAGUGCAGAAGAAAUCAAUCUGGAUUGUACAAGUCCUCGUUACUUGGCUGCAGGUUCCUCCAAUGCUGUCAAGCUUAGCAGAUUUUUUGAUAAGGUUAUAGAAAAGAGAUACUAUAUACGAGAUGGUAAUCAGAUUCCGAGCUUCUCAGAAAAAAAGAGAAUGGGAAGUGGCUUUGUAAAGAAUUUUCACUAUGACUGAUUCUCUGCUGUGCCAUCUAUAGAGAGUGGAAAAUGAAAUGAAUUACCUUGUGUUGAAUGCAGCAUUCUGGUGCUAAGCAAAAUUAGAUCCUAUCCCAAUCAGAGUUCACAGAACUGUCUUCCAAGAUUUAUUUAGAAAGAAGCUGCAAUUCACUUAUUUGCGAAACAUAAUGAGUACCUCCCUUUGUUGUAGAGUAUGAUGUCUCAUAUUACAUUUUUCUUCAUUAUUAAUUUGCUGUUAACAAAUAAUUAAGUCACUGAUGAGUGGAUGGCUAGGAAAGAGAUUCUACAACAAUUAUACUAACAGCAUUCCCACUUAUUCCAACAGAUACUAUGUCACUGAGAGCAAUCAGAGCUAAGGGAUCUCUGACUUAAACAUAUCUAUGAAUAAUAAUGACUCAAACAUGAAGGAAUAGUAUCGGCAAAGCAAGCUUGCAAAUAAAUGAUACUAUUCAAGACUUUAAAAAUAGCCA
Thamnophis sirtalis is the source of this 1234-nucleotide messenger RNA. RefSeq names its product RAB, member of RAS oncogene family like 3 (gene RABL3). The record is from RefSeq and is a predicted model, not a curated record. Lineage: Eukaryota; Metazoa; Chordata; Lepidosauria; Squamata; Natricidae.